Molecule: messenger RNA, 1620 nt
Organism: Populus nigra (black poplar)
Lineage: Eukaryota; Viridiplantae; Streptophyta; Magnoliopsida; Malpighiales; Salicaceae
Product: IAA-amino acid hydrolase ILR1-like
Exons: 5
Coding region: 116-1441 (441 amino acids)
Biological process (GO): auxin metabolic process
Cellular component (GO): endoplasmic reticulum
Molecular function (GO): IAA-Ala conjugate hydrolase activity
Source: RefSeq, a predicted model, not a curated record
UAAACUAAGUAGACAAGAUGGUAAUUUGCCUUCAAAUCAGUUUAUAAAACCCUCCUGACCGAUUACAGAAGGAAGACUCCAAAGCUUUCCACCAAACAUUUUGCUUGUAUUUUCAAUGAGGUUAAUCACCUGGUUCUUGCUCUCAGUGCUCUUCCUUUACCAACAAUCUUUGGCUUUCCAAGCUGGUCAGGAACUGGGCCUUCAGUUUCUGACUCGUGAGCUGUUAGCAGCAGCAAGAGAACCAGACUUCUUUGAAUGGGUGAGAGGAAUCAGAAGGAGAAUUCACGAGUAUCCAGAGCUAGGAUUUGAAGAGUACAGAACAAGUGAGAUCAUCAGGUCUGAGCUUGACUUGCUUGGAAUCGACUACAAAUGGCCCGUUGCCAAGACUGGGGUGGUAGCUACCGUCGGUUCCGGCCAAGAGCCAGUAUUUGCUCUCAGAGCUGACAUGGAUGCCCUGCCUCUACAGGAAGAAGUAGAGUGGGAGCACAAGAGCAAGAUUGAUGGCAAGAUGCAUGCCUGCGGUCAUGAUUCUCAUGUAGCAAUGCUGCUUGGAGCAGCCAAGUUACUUCAAGCCAAAAGAGAAACACUGAAGGGAACCGUGAAGCUUGUUUUCCAGCCAGGAGAAGAAGGCUAUGCCGGUGCGUACCAUAUGUUACAAGAUGGUUGUCUUGAUGACGUUGAAGCCAUCUUAAGCAUACAUGUUAUCCCAUCAGUACCAACUGGUGCCAUUGCUUCAAGACCCGGCCCAUUGCUUGCUGGUGUGGGGCUUUUUGAAGCUAAAAUCCAAGGAAUAGGUGCCCACGCUUCAUCUCCACAUUUGGCUAGGGACCCAAUUCUUAUGGCAUCAUCUGCAGUCGUUGCUCUCCAACAGAUUGUAUCUCGUGAGACAGAUCCUCUUGAAGCUGCGGUGGUGACAGUUGGGUACAUAGAGGGGGGGAAAGCUGGAAACGUUAUUCCGGAAACGGCGAAAUUUGGAGGAACUUUUAGGAGUUUGAGCAACGAAGGUGUGUCCUACCUACAAAAAAGAAUUCAAGAGAUCAUAGAGGCCCAUGCAGCAGUGCAUCGAUGCAAUGCUACAGUGAACUUUAUGGAGGACAGACAUCUGCCACAUCCUGUGAUGAUUAAUGAUGAACAACUGUAUAAGCAUGCAAAGAGGGUUGGAGAGGCCUUACUCGGAGAACCAAAUGUGCAGCUAUUCCCAGUAACAAUGGGAGCAGAGGAUUUCAGCUUCUUCUCCCAAAGGAUGCCUGCUGCAAUAUUUGUUAUUGGGACAAUGAAUGAGACGCUGAAAUCACAUCAGCCGCUUCACUCACCUUACUUCUUUAUUGAUGAGGAGGCUCUUCCGAUAGGCACAGCUCUUAAUGCUGCCGUUGCAAUCUCCUACUUGGAUACGCAAAUUGUGAAGAAUUGUGAGGAACCUCCCUCAGCUUUUGCUUUUUGAAAAGCAAGAAUAACAUGCAAGUUAACAAAAUCUGCAGAUAUGCAGUUGACAUGGUGCAAAAUAAAUGUGCUGUUGCAGUUUUUAACUAAUUGCAAAAUGAAUAUGCUGUAGCACGUCUUUGCUAGAGAUGAUAUGCGACUACAUUUCUAAGAAUCUAAUGAUUGGGAUAUUUAGUAAGC